Molecule: messenger RNA, 702 nt
Organism: Lutzomyia longipalpis
Lineage: Eukaryota; Metazoa; Arthropoda; Insecta; Diptera; Psychodidae
Product: keratin-associated protein 19-2-like
Exons: 3
Coding region: 158-478 (106 amino acids)
Source: RefSeq, a predicted model, not a curated record
UCCUUUAUAUAAACAACAAAGAGAGCAACGACAAGUCCCAAAAAUCUCCAAGAAUCUCUAGUGAGAACAUCGUGUUCUUUUUGAAGAAAUAUUAAUAAAAAUUUGCCAAAUUUUUGCAAAGAAAAUUACAUUUUUCAAACCAAAUUCUAAUUCAAUCAUGAAGAUUCUUAUUCUAUUUAGUAUCUGUGCCCUUCUUGCAGUAGUACAAUGUACUCCAGUGGCAAAGGAAUUAAAGAAACAAGAAACGGUGAACUUUGCACCAGUGGAAGUCUCUGAGAAUCAUGCUGGAGAGGAAGGAGUUGAUUUGGUAGCAGCUGAAGGACACGGAUUCGGAUAUGGAAGAUACGGAGGGUACGGACAUCGUGGAUAUGGUGGCUAUGGUGGCUAUGGGGGAUGGGGCUACGGUGGAUACAGAAGACAUGGAUGGGGAGGCUAUGGAAGUUAUUCAAACAGUUUUUCCAGUGAAUAUUGGGGAUAAAAUUUGGUUUUCUUCAUAAUACUUUGUUGAUCAUUUAAAAGAAACAAAAAUAUUCAGUCCUAUUCAGCAAUCAAGAAAUCCUUUCAAUUGUUGAAAUUUGUUCUGAAAUUUCAAAUAUUUUAAGGAUUUCUUGGUAGCAGAAUACGAUCCAUUGAUUGUGCUCUGGCUUUGAAAAAAAAAACAAGAAAAAAAUUCAAGAAAAAAUAAAUAUGUUUAUCAGAAUA